UAUAACUACGAUGACGGACGCCGACGCGUCCUGUGGACACGUCAUUAUUUAUGCGCAUACGAUCGGUGAACGCGUUCACUCGUCGUUGUCGUCCACGCGCAUUGCGGACAUCAUGAUGAACGUCGCCCGCGCCGUCUAUAGAGCCAUCGCCCUGCUAACCACGUCCGCGGCCGUCGGCCGUCUACUUCCGGCCACCGACCUCUCGCCGGCGGCGUACAAUCAAAACACGCCGACAGUGAUCGAAGUGUGCCGGAUGACCGCCGUCGACUUGGCCCAGCAGCCGUUCGCGAUGUCCGUGGUCGCGUUGGGUGCGACGCCCGCCGGGUUCCUGAGAACGGUACACGACCUGAUUGGCAUGGCCGUAUUGAUGCACACGCCAGCGACGGAUCACGGCCCGGACGUGACACGCGCCAAUAGUGGUAGCCGGGCGGUGUUGGUGAUCGUCGACGACGACAGCGACGACGACAUCGAAUCAGUGGACGCCGUGCUCGGUCUGUUCGUCAACGGCACGGUAGCAGUCGCGUUGGACCAACUGUCGCACUACGUAAUUUGGCUGACCCGGCCGGGCGCGGUCAACCACCCGACGGUCGGGGCACUGUUCCGGGCCGCCUGGCGACGGCGAUCCGCUGGCAAUGUAGUGGUCAUAGGGUCCGAGGCCACGUACACGUACAACCCGUUCCGGGACGCGGUCACUGAGUGGCCGGUGGACACGGCUGGGCUGCGCGCGGUCGCCCGGCAGAGGAUGACCGACCUGAACGGUCAUCCGGUUCGCAUAUGCAUGUUCCCCACCCGGCUCAAAGCGGUCAAGCAGCCGGAUGGCUCGUACAAGGGAAUGGAUGGAAUCGUUGCGGCCACGCUGGCCAAGCACAUGAACUUCACGCCCAUCUACAGCGAGCCCAGCGACGGCGGCAAGUACGGCUGGGCCGAAGCCAACUCCGAGUCCGUCGGCUCCGAAUCCAAUUCCGCGGUCACCGCCGAUAACGGUACAGACUCAAAUUACACGUACACAGGCCUGUUGGGCGAUCUGGUGCACAACAAAGUAGACAUGGCGUUCAACGGAGUCUUUCUCGAUGCAUACGAAUCCAACAACACGAUCCAAUACACGACACCGGUGAUGUUCGAUGAGCUGUGUUUCGUCGUGCCCAAGGCGCAACAAAUGAGUCAAUGGCGUGCUAUAUUUACGGCGUUCGACGUGCGACUUUGGUACUGUCUGGCCGGCUCGUUUAUCGUGGCUCUGGGUGCAUGGACCCUAAUACGGCGCACAACAAACAAACCGUACACUCUCACCCUUCUGUCCAUAAACUUGUUCAGAGUUUUCUUGAUGGUACCCCUGAAUCGAGUGCCGAGCAACGUAUCCGAACGGUUAAUGGUCGUUUCCACCGUCCUGUUCGGGUUCAUCAUGGCCACCAGUCUGCAAGCGGUCAUGGUCAAGUACCUGAGCUAUCCGAAAUACGAACGGGACGUGGCCACCGUGCAAGAACUCUACGACACCGGCAUGCCGGUGCUUUCGGCUUCCAAUAAUCUGAUAUUGCUAUUCGAGUCCGACGAAAGACCGCUGUACACGAAGAUGUCAGAUCGAUUUUCAAUUGUCAACAACAAGUCCUUAGACAUACUCGGUGAAGUGGCGAGUAAACGGACUUCGGCCGCGAUCGGGAGGAAAAACGAUCUGGUGGAAAAAAUCGCCAGCUCGUACGUGGAAAACAACGAAGUGCUGUUGCACAUCGUGGACGAAUGUCCGCGGUCAUUCCACAUCGUCUACCUGGUCCGCCGAGACGUGCCGUUCAUACACGUCGUGGACCGCAUAAUCACCACGUUCGUAGAAAGCGGCAUCGUCAACAGUUGGUUUAUGCACGCGAAACCGUUCCGGCCGAUAUCCGAUUACCAUCAUCGGAAAGACCCGCACAAAGUGUUCACGUUCAAGAACGUGGUGAUCGCGUUCCUGUGCCUCAUGAUCGGACUGAUCGCGAGCGGUAUCGCUUUCGUCGCGGAGCUCGUCUACUUCCACAAGUUCGCCAGUCCGGAAAACUCGGCCGCCGACACACGCGGCCCGUUCCCGAGGAACAUAAUGUUAUUUUAUUCGGGGCCACGGCCGCCGAACGGGUUUGAACACGAGGCAAUGCCCCGACGCCAAUAAUAUUAUUAUGAUUAUAAUAACCAUAAUAUUAUUGUAAUACGAUUGUAUACGAUUAAUACGCGUGUAAUAUUAUUGUGUUUGAUUUCGCCUCGUGUAUAAUAUAAUAAUAUUGUAGCAUUAAUUUUAGCGUUCACCGUCAUAGAUGCUGUUGACAAAACAGAGUAGAUUUUAUGCACGGGUUAAUACCGUACUUGAUUAACACAUUAUAUUACUGAGAUUAGGUUCGUAACUCUGAAUAUUAUAUAAUAUUACUAAUAAUACUAUGUGAUCCGACCGAGGUCAAACAUAUUUUUAAAAUCAAAAAAUUAUAAAAUAUUAUAUCAUAUAAGAAUAAACUCUAAAGUAACAUGGAUUAACA
This is a messenger RNA of Metopolophium dirhodum (rose-grain aphid), 2492 nucleotides long. RefSeq lists its product as uncharacterized. The record is from RefSeq and is a predicted model, not a curated record. The coding region runs from base 11 to 2134 and encodes 707 amino acids. The transcript is spliced from 3 exons. Lineage: Eukaryota; Metazoa; Arthropoda; Insecta; Hemiptera; Aphididae.